GGGCCGGAUUGUAAUGUGCGGAAGCAGCUGCAUGCUAUUUGCUAUACCUGGCUAUGGUCCUUAUGCUUCCUCAAAGGCUGCUCUCGGAGCAUACACUGAUGUCAUCAUGAUAAUGCCAGGUUCGUUUGAAAGUGGUAUGCAGGACACAGGCAGGUUACUGCGAAUGAUGGAUAACGUCUGGAAUCGAUCGUCGCAGGAAAUUCGCAACGAAUAUGGCAGUGAUUAUAAUGAUAAAGCGAAAGCGGUCGUCAAACAGCUGCAGUCAAAAUUGAUAGCGAAGGAUAUCACGUGGGUGAUCGACGCAUACUAUGAAGCGAUUGCAGCUAAACGGCCAAAAUUGUUGUACAGAAUUGGUUGGGAUGCUGUGCUAUUCUUCUACCCAUAUUCUUUUCUUUCGCUACGCUUGCAGCUGCUUGUUAUGAGAUUUCUUCUGUUUUUAAAUGGAGCCCCACAACCGGCAAUGAAUAUGAAAUCACGGAAUUCAGCGAAUAUCGAAGGUGAAGAUGAUGGAUUAUGAUA
Molecule: messenger RNA, 519 nt
Organism: Gongylonema pulchrum
Lineage: Eukaryota; Metazoa; Nematoda; Chromadorea; Rhabditida; Gongylonematidae
Source: the annotation of a GenBank genome assembly